UGAACUGACAGUCAGCGAGUCAGCCAGUUUUCUGUCAAGUCUGUCAUAGUGGUCUUGUCGCAUCUGUUACGUUAAUAUUGAGUUGAGAGAAAUUUUUUUAAGUUUUGAGAAUUUAUUUGUAUAGGAAGUAUCAGACCGCAAAAGUUUUAUAAUCUUAUAUCUCCUAUUGGAAGCCAUCUAAGUUAAUCAUUUUUAAUCUGCAACAUGGCUGCCGCCCAAGCAGCAGCACCCAGCGUGAGGGAGUAUUCUAUAAGGGUCCCAAAAAAUUCUAAGAAACGUUAUCAUGUGAUGAGGUUCAAUGGAAAUUUGGAAGUCGACAUAGGAAAGUGGUCACAAGUGAAAAUGGAAAGAGAAAACAAUAUGAGAGAGUAUAAAGGAAUUGAUGAAGAUCAGCCUAAAUUUGGUGCGGGUUCUGAGUUUGGGAGAGAAGCCAAAGAAGAAGCCAGAAGGAAGAAACUAGGUAUAAUAGCUAAAAAAUACAAGGUGGACGAUCAACCUUGGAUUCUUAAAACUUGUGGAAGCACAGUGAAGAAAUUUAAAGGUAUCAGGGAAGGUGGAGUUUCUGAAAAUACCGCCUACUACGUUUUUACUCACGCUGAAGAUGGGGCCAUUGAAGCAUUCCCUCUUCAAGAAUGGUAUAAAUUCCAACCAAUCCAGAGGUAUAAAUCUUUAACUGCUGAAGAGGCUGAACAAGAAUACAGUAAAAGAAAUAAGCAUAUGAACUUUUUCCAAUUGAUGUUGAGGAAGAGACUGAAGGGUGAUGAAGACACAGAGAUUGAUGAAGAGGAAAAAGGAAAGAAACCUAGCAAAUCCAAAGAUCUGAAAAUAUCAGAAAUGGAUGAAUGGAUGAACAGUUCAGAUGAUGACUCUUCUGACAACGCUGAACCUAAAGAAGAGGAAGGUGAAGAAAAGAAAGACACUAAGAAGAAGGGAAAAGGCAAAAAGAAUGCACCAAAGAAGAAAAAGCGGAACACUGAUAUUGAGGCGUUUGAAGACUCAGACGAUGGAGAUGGAGAAGGCAGAGAAUUAGACUACAUAAGCGACAGUACUGAUAGUGAACCAGAAAACACAAAUCUAGACAGUGUUGCCGAAGAGAAAGGUCUCAAAAAACUUCUGAAUUCUGAUGAAGAAGAUGAAGAUAGCGAUAAAUCAGACAAAGAGAUGAGUAAUGAGGAUGAAGAUAAGGAAAAGGAGGGAGAAAAUCAAACUGAAGAGAAGGGAGAUAAAGAUAAGAAGAAAAGUAAAAAGAAGGUGAAGAAGGAAGGAAAGAAAGAGGUCAAAAAAGAGGAGAGUUUGACUGACUUCAGUUCAGAUAGUAGUUCAGAAGACGAAUCAAAGAAAAAGCCUGGCGGAAAGAAAACAAAGAGAGAGGAUGUUAAUAGUGAGAAUAGUUCGAGAUCAGCGACUCCUACAGAUAAUAAGAGGAAGAUAAUAAGUGACGCCUUGGCAGGACCAUCCAAUAAGAAAAUGAAGCUCGAUCUCAAUGCAAUUCCUGGCUCAAGUGAAUCGGGUAUCACGGAAGAAGCUGUAAGGAAAUAUCUGAUGAGAAAACCGAUGACAACAACGGAACUACUUCAAAAAUUCAAAUCUAAAAAGACUGGUUUGUCCAGCGAGCAAUUGGUCGCUAUAAUGACUCAAAUCUUGAAACGGAUAAACCCAGUGAAGCAGAUGCUGAAAGGCAAGAUGUAUCUUUCUAUAAAACCGAAUUGAGGCAGUAAUUAUUGUUAAUCAUUUUUAUUUUCUUUCUGAGUGGGACCGAUGAGUGUGUCUUAUUAGAAGGAUCGCAACAUCAAUUUUAAAUAAUUAUUUUAUAUGUUUGUAAUUAUGUUAGAAUUGAAAAAUUUACAGAAAAGUUAAAUUAUUCGAGUUUA
Harmonia axyridis is the source of this 1871-nucleotide messenger RNA. RefSeq names its product general transcription factor IIF subunit 1 (gene TfIIFalpha). The record is from RefSeq and is a predicted model, not a curated record. Gene Ontology annotation, cellular component: nucleus; transcription factor TFIIF complex. Lineage: Eukaryota; Metazoa; Arthropoda; Insecta; Coleoptera; Coccinellidae. Gene Ontology annotation, biological process: transcription initiation at RNA polymerase II promoter; positive regulation of transcription elongation by RNA polymerase II. The coding region runs from base 205 to 1710 and encodes 501 amino acids. The transcript has 7 exons. Gene Ontology annotation, molecular function: RNA polymerase II general transcription initiation factor activity; TFIIF-class transcription factor complex binding; DNA binding.